This is a messenger RNA of Temnothorax curvispinosus, 4533 nucleotides long. RefSeq lists its product as uncharacterized. The record is from RefSeq and is a predicted model, not a curated record. The transcript is spliced from 4 exons. Lineage: Eukaryota; Metazoa; Arthropoda; Insecta; Hymenoptera; Formicidae. Gene Ontology annotation, biological process: establishment of epithelial cell polarity. Bases 722 to 3061 code for a protein of 779 amino acids.
AUCAUUUUCAGCGUUGACUUAACUCGCCUUAAAUACUGGAAUUAUUGGUUAUGACACACAGUCCGAGUUUACGAAUGAAAGAAUUAUCUGAAUCCGCUGUUGCACAGUUUAAGCGGCGUCUAAUCUUGUAACCGAUCACAAAUGGCUGACACUCGUAAAUUGAUAAAGUUAUCGGCACAUUUUUGCGACGUUUAGCCUAGGCGUUAUCAUAAGACAGAUAAGUAGAAUAGGAGACAGUGGACUUUGAGAGUAGCCGAAGGAAGGUGGAAUUCCAAGCGUCUUUAAGCUUGGAAUUACAAGUUUAUUAAGAAGAGAUUAAGAUAGUUGUACAAAAAUAACGAUAAAAUAGAUAGAGCCAGAAAUCUUUGGAUCAGAAAAUUUUAAAUGGGUUUUGAAGCAGCACUUAACUUCAAAGAAUCUCUUUAAAAACUGUCGUUUAUUAAAAAAUAUAACUCCGCUGUGUUACAGAAAAUCUUGGAGCAUCGAGAAUUUUUACUGGGGAUUUUGCUUUACUCACCACUGGUAGUUCAGGGUUUAUUUACAAAGGAAAAACGCUAGACUCAUACAAAAAGUAUGAGUAAACAUUCUCUUUAUAUAUCUUGAUUAGCAAAUAAUAAUACUCAAAUGGCUCGUAGUUUAGGAUAUGCUAUCGUCAAGAUGCAUUGAUCCAGACAAACAUAAAGAUUAUAGCUGACCCAUUUGCUACACCUUGUCCAAUAAUAUGGUGAUGGCAGGAAACGAAAAUGCGCCAGGAACCUUGGCAGAUGACCCGUUGUCUGCGAGAUUGCAAUGGCUGCGUCAACGCAGAGAAGCCUUGCAAGAGAAGCUUGCCCAAAAGAACAGCGAGUUGAAAAACCUAUGCGUAGAGGAGGCAGAGCUAACGGGGGUUUUACCACCGGAAAUACCUUUGGAGCCUGGCGAAAGUCCGCCAGCUUUUCGUAGAAAAGUAGGCACUUCCUUUACAUAUCCGCAAAAAUUGAUCAACAAGUUGAAGACCACCGACGUUGAGGAGUCAGAAUUGGAGUUGGAAAGGCAAGUACAGCUUAGGAUUGUGGAAACUGCGUUGAGUAUCAUUAACGACCCUACGGAAAGUAAGGCCACGCGACGCAAGCAAAGGCUCGCUUAUCAGCAGAGUCAACGAAGACUACAAGAGUUGGAGACGGAGCUCAACUUCAUUAGACAGACUCGUGGCAAAGCACAGCGACCGAUACAAGUACACGCGGGAAGUUACAAUACGCCACCGCAUUCACAUGUUAACGUAAAACACAGGACAAAGAAGCCACGGCCACCAUUAGAUAGUACAGGAAAUGAAAUAACAACUCUGAAGUCUAUUGGAAGGAGUAUACUUCAUGAACCUGGUAUUAGUUUGAGUCCUUUGGCAUCCGAAGACAAAUCGAAUACUUAUACCGGGCAUGGAUACGAGGAGCAGUUAACCGUACCGACCGUUUGCAGUCAUCAUCACCACAGUGGCACUUAUCCUGGCGUAAGCCCUGUCGAACCACCGAACAUUAAGAUCGUGGAGCACGAUCAUAAUGACAAUCACAAUAUCUACAUUUUACCCGACCAAUAUCGCGCGCGCACAUAUUCCCAUGGGAGCGGCGGAUCUCGUGGCCAUUACCCGGACGCCGAGAGAACGUAUCGACCUUAUGUGCCGAACACCUAUACCGAGGACGAGCGUCAAAUGCGCUAUCGUCAAUUUCAGCAUCUGCAGAAGCAACAGCAAUUGCAGGAUCAACUGCAGCAACCCCACAGACUACAUUACACAAAUUCCUUCGAGUCCUACAAGCAUUUGGAUAAUGCGGAUUUUGUACGGAGAAGUGGUCAGGGAACCUACGACAGAGAUUUUCGCUCGUCUCAUUACUUGCCCAUCGAUUACCAGGCCUACUAUAAGAGCAGCGCGCAAUCUCAGCAGAUUUUACCGAGGCGAGAUCGUGAUUCGUCAUUACCGUCCUGUAUCAAGAACAUCUCGCGGCACAGCGGUGGCAGUACAUCGAUCGAGUCGCAAUUGUCAUCCGGCUACUGGGUGCGCCACAACGACGACAUCCACUGGGUGAGCAUGGACGAGCCUGAUAGAUUCGGCAGUUUGGAUCGCAGACGCAGAAGUGCUCAGCACAACGGUGGUGUCGGUUGUACAAAUUUAGAUACGCAAUCGCGUUAUCGCACGGUCGCGGUCGCGUGUACUAAAAGCUCGUCGAGCAGCAACGUUACCGCGUCAUCUCAUCAGCAUCACUCCGUUCACCUGUUGCCGUUGUCCGAGCAACAAACGUCGGCGAACAACAAUAAGAUGCUGCUGCGCACACAGUCAUUGGGAAGCGUGGAGACCUGGCAGUCGAGUCACUCGCAUGAUUCGCACGACAGCAAGGACACGUCGGAGUACGCCAAUAAUAAUCGUAAGAGUCGUCAAAAGGAGUGGUACGAAACGUCAUUGGAUGCGGGAGCGAGUACGUGCUUGGAUCACAACCUGGUCGACGCGAGAAAAAACGCGCAUUAUCAGUCGAGUCCUCCGCUUGCUCGUAUCAGGACUGCUACUAACGAAAACGCGAGAGACAGUCAGACGACCGGCGGACCACCGCCGCCGAUGAGUCCGGUGAACCGUCACAAGAGGGACAAGCCCGAAGAGCGGCAGCACGCGCAGUCUCAUUCUCGUUACGAUCAGCCCCCAACGAGGCCAAAGGUAUUGGAGAUACCAGCCGAAUCGAAGCCAUCCGUGGACGUCUGCGAUAACGCGAUACGACCAUUGGGUUCGCCGCAAAACUGCACGGUCGUGCAACCGGGAAAGUAUCAGCCAUACAGAGAAGUGACAAAGCCUUUUGAGAUGUCGGAUUUUUACAAGUACUCGACGAAAUAUCGUAAGAGGAACGAGGCUGCUGCGCAGUCUCAGGUCGGAAACGGAGAUUCCCCGUUCCAGGAAAAUCGUCCCGCGGAAAUGGCCACCGCCGAUUUAUCCAGGGAUCCAAAUUUCGAGCAGAAUAGUAAUAUUACUGCCAGUCCAGUACAAAGAAGACUUUAUCAGCCGGUACAGCGUAUGACUUGUCAACCAUACCUCUCGUCGUUGAGAUAAUUACAAUCGGCGCAAAUAACGUAGGGUUUAUUCAUGCUGUCACGUUGUCACACAAAUGUCUACAGAAUCAUUCAUUCGAAGAUAGGCUGGUCCUGUCGAUACUUUCUUUGCUCUUUAGUCAACCGAUUCACUAAUUGAAACAUAUAAACAGGGUGUUCUGCAUUAAUAAUUCUUCUUCGUGGCACAUUCCUUGGGUCCAAAUUAACCAGGGAAUGUAACGUUAAACAUUAAUGCGAUAGUAACCAGAUCUGUAUAUAUGAAUAUACAUACAUACAUAUAUCGAAGAAACCUAAGACAACUUCGUUCACAUAUCUUUGUCUUAAUAUCAAUCUUGACAUAUCCAUCGAAACUGUAAUAUUUAGGUAUUUUUAUUUUGAGAAAUGUUAUUAUCUACGACGCGAUUAUUAUCUAUGCACGAGAUGUGCUCCAAAAAGAAUGAAAGAAGAAAUAAGGAAUCGAAGGGAUGCAAGGACUAUGUAAUCCUAAUCCCGAUGUCGAUUAACUGAUUAAUAUUGGGACCUGAAUAGUGCCUUUAAUGAUAGAAGUAUCAAGUGGACAAUAAUGUAACAUUAUAGUAUUGUAUUUUAAAAUUACACACCUUAAUAUGAAUCUAUAACUUUACUGAAAAUUAUUCUCCACUUGUUAACUUCUGAUAUAAUUGCGUAUUCAUAAUUAUACAUGAUUCAAUGAUUAUAUAGAUAUAUAUAAGCAAACUGUGGUUUUUUUGGAGACAUCGUCAGAUUGAUGAGAUAUUAAUGUUGGUUGUUAAAUGUAGCUUUUUCUCGGUUAUCAUAUCAUAUUAAAUAAUUUUGAAAGUUUGCAAUUCUGUUAUACGCAAACUAUUUUUAGAGCUUCAUAAAUUCUACCAAGAGUCUAUCUCUUAUGACUGAAUAUAAAAUGUGAAAAAACGCAUUUCUAUAAAGCUUGAAAUGAUAAUAUGCAACACUUCUAUACAAGAAAUAAUGAAAGUGUGUUCUUAAUCUUAGAAUGAUAAUACUGACAUAUACAUACGUGGAUAAUAUUUUUAUAUUAUAUAUAAAUUGUUCAUAUAUGCGCGUAUAUUAUAUUUAUAUACCGCUCGGCGUAUAAUAUUGAAAAAUAAAUCUCAUUGUAGAUUUUAUUUGUUUACCACAAUGUGUUCGCCGGGAAGCUUAAUGUUAUAUCUUGAUUCAUGCGAUUCACGCAUUAGUCGCUAGCGCUUGUUCUCUUGUAUGUAUCACAAUUUGUAUCAGAGAAUUGUUUUCUUGUAAAAACGAUAUAUGCUGCUGUAUAGUGUGCGUUACCUGAAAUGACUUAGAUUUAUUUGAUCCACACACGUUGGAAACGCUUCAGCAUCACAUAUGUAAAAGAUAAUGGCCUUAUGUUAGCUGUGAUUAAUUAUGCAUUGCGCGUUGUAUGCUAUUUUAGGAAAUCUUUUUGUACUGCUUUAUACGAUCGGUCUCAUGUCAAUAAAGACGCUAAUUUAAUUAUAA